UACCUAUAUAUGUACGUACAUGUAUUGAUCUACUCAUCUUUUAAGAAAAGCAUAUUAAUUUGUGAAACCAGAAACAGAAGCAGAGUGUCAUGGGAAAUCAAAGAUUCAUUGUUCUAUCAAUACUUCUGUCUCUACUAAUCACAAUUGCUUCUGCUCAGUCGUCUCAACUUAGACAAAACUUUUACCAGAACAUUUGUCCUAAUGUAGAAUCACUCGUCCGUUCUGCAGUCCAGACGAAGUUUAGCCAGACCUUUGUGACUGCCCCGGCAACUCUUCGACUCCUCUUCCACGAUUGCUUUGUCCGGGGAUGUGAUGCUUCGGUGCUGCUUUCGUCACCUUCUAACAAUGCAGAGAAGGACCACCCUGAUGAUAUUUCGCUUGCCGGUGAUGGAUUUGACACUGUGAUCAAAGCCAAGGCAGCUGUUGAUAGCAAUCCUCGAUGCAGAAACAAAGUUUCAUGUGCUGAUAUACUAGCUCUUGCGACUAGAGAUGUUGUAGUCUUGGCAGGGGGGCCAUCUUAUUCAGUUGAAUUAGGAAGACGUGAUGGGAGGAUAUCUACAAAAGGCAGUGUUCAACGCAAACUCCCUCAUCCUACUUUCAACUUGGACCAGCUGAAUUCAAUGUUUGCUUCCCAUGGUCUCUCCCAGACUGAUAUGAUUGCUUUGUCAGGUGCCCAUACACUUGGAUUCUCUCAUUGUAGCCGCUUUGCCGACAGGAUUUACAGAUUCAAUUCUCGAAACAGGAUUGACCCAACUCUAAAUCUGCAAUAUGCUAUGCAGCUUAGACAAAUGUGCCCUGUUAAUGUUGACUCAAGAAUUGCCAUUAACAUGGACCCGACCACACCCCGGCAGUUUGACAAUGCCUACUACCAAAACCUUAAGAAUGGAAAGGGCUUGUUCACCUCUGAUCAGAUACUGUUUACCGAUUCAAGAUCGAAGGGCACUGUCAACCUAUUUGCAUCGAACAAUGCUGCCUUCCAACAAGCAUUUGUGACUGCUAUCACUAAGCUAGGCCGAGUUGGGGUUUUGACUGGUAAUCAAGGUGAAAUUCGGCGAGACUGUUCCCGAAUAAACUAAACUAGUCAUUAUUCUCUCAUCGCUCAUAGAUUCCGUCGUUCUUUCUUUGCUGUAGUUAUUGCUUUUCAUUUUGUUAUUGUUUCGAUUGCUGGGGUAUCAAAAUUUGCAAGGGUAACCAAUAAAUUAUACAGCUGGGAAGUGGUUUAUCGGAAAGAAAUGUUUACUUGUGUCUUUUAGCACAAAGAAAGAAUUGCUCAGGCCAUUUUCUUCAUAGAAGCUGGCGCCGGAAAUGAAAUUUACCUGAAUUUAUUAAUUCUAA
Molecule: messenger RNA, 1335 nt
Organism: Populus trichocarpa (black cottonwood)
Lineage: Eukaryota; Viridiplantae; Streptophyta; Magnoliopsida; Malpighiales; Salicaceae
Product: peroxidase 45
Exons: 4
Coding region: 90-1076 (328 amino acids)
Biological process (GO): hydrogen peroxide catabolic process; response to oxidative stress
Molecular function (GO): heme binding; peroxidase activity
Source: RefSeq, a predicted model, not a curated record